CUUCACCUUAACAGCUGUGCACUUCAGCAGCAACAACAAUCGUGGCAAAAUUUUUGGUCGUCGUUGGAGAAUCUAAUUUCAAGAGCAUUUUGUUCUGAUUUUGAAUUUAAGCAAAAUACCGCUAGGUGAUAUGGCUGACGCAGAGGGUGAGCCGGUUGUGAAGACUGCCAAGCAGUUGGAGAAGGAAGCCAAGAAGUUGGCAAAGUUAGAGAAAUUCAAGGGAAAGCAGGACAAGAAAAGUGUCCAAACGACGCAGCCAACCAAAGAGAAGGCUGAGAAAAAAGAGAAGGUGAAAAAGGCACCUACAGAGGCUGCUGUUUAUGAUAUUCCGACUGAAGAAGGCGAUAAAAAAGACACAAGCAAUGCAAUGCCGUCGACCUACAGUCCCCAGUACGUGGAGGCGGCUUGGUAUGCAUGGUGGGAGAAGCAGGGCUUCUUCCGACCUGAGUACGGACGAGACCUGUCCAUAGAAAAUCAAAAGGGCAAAUUUGUGAUGGUCAUUCCGCCGCCAAACGUGACCGGCUCCCUGCAUUUGGGUCAUGCACUUACCAAUGCCGUUGAAGACGCCAUCACCAGAUGGCAUCGAAUGAAAGGCAAGACGACUCUGUGGGUGCCUGGCUGUGACCACGCCGGUAUUGCAACGCAGGUCGUUGUGGAGAAGAAACUGUGGCGGGAAAGUAAAAUCACAAGAUAUGAUUUGGGAAGAGAGAAUUUCGUUGACAAAGUUUGGGAAUGGAAGAAUGAGAAAGGUGAUCGAAUUUACCAUCAGUUGAAGAAACUGGGCUCCUCGUACGACUGGACGCGCGCCCGCUUCACCAUGGACCCUGACCUUUGCAAGGCUGUUGUGGAAGCCUUUGUUCGGCUACACGAUGAAGGUGACAUUUACCGCAGUAGCCGUUUGGUCAAUUGGUCCUGCACCUUGAAGUCGGCAAUCUCUGACAUCGAAGUGGACAAGGUUGAGCUGCCCGGGCGCACUCUGCUGUCCAUCCCUGGCUAUGAGGAGAAGGUUGAGUUUGGAGUUUUGGUCAACUUUGCCUACAAAGUGAUAGGGGGAGGAGACGGCCCUGGCGGAGAGGUUGUGGUCGCCACCACCCGAGUGGAAACAAUGCUCGGUGAUACGGCCGUUGCUGUCCACCCAGAAGAUCCCAGGUACAAGCACCUGCACGGAAAGUUCAUCCAGCAUCCAUUCUGUGACAGGAAAAUCCCCAUUGUCUGUGAUGACUUUGUGGAUAGAGAGUUCGGCUCUGGGGCUGUGAAAAUCACCCCUGCCCAUGACCCGAAUGAUUACGAAGUGGGAAAGCGGCACAACUUGCCCUUCAUUACUAUUUUCAGUGAUGACGGAAUCAUCAUUGGCGAUUACGGCAAUUUCACUGGAAUGAAAAGAUUCCACUGCCGAAAGGCGAUUCUCGAAGCUCUGGAGGCCAAGGGUUUGUACCGGGGAACUGUAGACAAUGCCAUGGUUGUACCAAUGUGCAGUCGUUCUAAGGAUGUUGUUGAACCCCUCAUAAAACCUCAGUGGUACGUCAAAUGCAACUUAAUGGCCCAGAAAGCCAUUGACUCUGUGAAAAACGGUGAUUUGAAAAUCAUCCCUGAAAUCCACAUCAAAACAUGGAACCACUGGAUGGAGGGCAUCAGGGACUGGUGCAUUUCGAGGCAGCUUUGGUGGGGCCACCGAAUUCCCGCUUAUCAAGUCUUCUUGUCUGAUGGAUCUAAGGCAUUGGACAAUGGUAAUGAGAUUUGGGUGAGUGCAAGAUCAGACGCUGAGGCUUUUGAGAAGGCAGCUGCCAAGCUUGGACACAAGAACUUCAAGUUAGAGCAGGAUCCGGAUGUACUGGACACUUGGUUCUCGUCUGGCCUAUUUCCGUUUUCUGUAAUGGGCUGGCCAAAUAAGACCCAAGACCUAGAGCUCUUCUACCCCAACUCUCUGUUGGAAACUGGACAUGACAUCAUUUUCUUCUGGGUGGCGAGAAUGGUGUUCUUUGGCCAGCGCCUUCUGGGAAAACUUCCUUUCAAGGAGGUUUUCCUACAUUCCAUGGUGAGAGACGCUCAUGGCCGCAAAAUGAGCAAAUCACUCGGAAAUGUCAUUGACCCAAUGGAUGUGAUCACUGGAAUUUCGCUAGAGGACCUUCACAAAACUCUCGAAGGCAGCAAUCUGGAUCCCAAAGAAGUGGAGAAGGCAAAGGCUGGCCAAAAACAGGAUUACCCAAAUGGGAUUCCCGAAUGUGGCGUCGACGCUCUCAGAUUUGCUCUCUGUGCUUAUUUGGGCCAAGGUCGUGACAUUAAUUUGGACAUUUUACGUGUGCAAGGCUACCGCUUCUUCUGCAACAAGUUGUGGAACGCCGCCAAAUUCUCACUUUCUCACUUCAGCGCGGACUUCCAACCAACUGCAGUGAGUUUCGUUUCUGACAAUUCUUCAUGUGGUGGUGGUCUAUCAGCUCAGACUUUAAAUAUUCUAUCCAAAUGUGGCUUGGCCCAAAUCAAAAGUACCUCUCAGCUAGAUAACUAUUUUGCCGACCACAGCUACAUCAAGGGCUUUGCGCACUCCUCCUUUGACUCUCAGCUUUUAUCGACUCUCCCGAGUGCCUCGUCCGAGUAUGUAAACUUAAACAGAUGGAUUCGUCAUGCGUCCAGCUUUGGUAAAGACGCGCAGACCAAGCCAGCAAAUUUAUCUGCAAAGGAUGUGUCUGGCCUGAAACUGGCGUCCAUUGACAAGUGGAUGCUGAGUCGUGUGGCCUACGCUGUUGAAACAUGUAACAAGGGCUUUGAGAAUUAUGAUUUCCCGGCAGCCACUACUGCGUGCUACAACUUGUGGCUUUACGACUUGUGUGACGUGUACCUGGAGUGCCUGAAGCCGGUCUUCAGUUCUGGCGACGAGCAAGCAAAGACGGCAGCCCUAAACGUUCUCCACACCACCCUUGAUGUGUCCCUGAGACUGCUCUCGCCUUUCAUGCCUUUCCUGACUGAAGAGUUGUAUCAGCGGCUGCCAGGAAGAAAUGAAUCAUCAACGCCAAGCAUUUGCAUUGCAUCUUAUCCAGAAGUAGAAAGUUGCUCUUGGAGAGAUGUUAAUGUUGAAAACGACGUGGACUUUACUCAAAAGAUUGUCAAAGAAAUUCGGUCUGCCAGAUCAAACUACAAUUUGCUCAACAAUGUCAAAACCGAAGUCUUUGUGAAAUGUUCGGACGCCAAACUUAAGCGCCAACUCCAGCCGCUGAGCUCUGUGAUCAGCACCUUGUGCUACUGCAGCAAAGUCGAGUUUGAAGAAGCCCCCAGUGCUACCGGCUGUGCAAUUCUGACCGUCAGCGACAAGUGUGAAGUUCAUCUUGUUCUUCAGGGUUUGAUUGAUCCUGCCAAGGAGUUGGUGAAAAUUGCCAAAAAGCGAGACCUGCUUCAGUCAACAGUGACCAAGCUGGUGAAGGACAUGGCCAAGCCGGACUAUGAAAGUAAAGUUCCAGCAGACGUACAACUUGCCAAUAAAGAGAAACUGGAAUCAGCAAUCGGCGAGAUGGAAAAGCUUAGUCUAGCUGAAAAAACACUUCAAGCGCUUUAAGUAGCCACAAAUUUUGAAACUAUUAUAUUUAUUUAUAACUGAGCACAUCACUUACUAAAUAUUGGAAUCAACUUUCUUAAUUUCACAUCAGCAA
Molecule: messenger RNA, 3641 nt
Organism: Neocloeon triangulifer
Lineage: Eukaryota; Metazoa; Arthropoda; Insecta; Ephemeroptera; Baetidae
Gene: ValRS
Product: valine--tRNA ligase
Exons: 17
Coding region: 131-3547 (1138 amino acids)
Biological process (GO): valyl-tRNA aminoacylation
Cellular component (GO): cytosol
Molecular function (GO): aminoacyl-tRNA deacylase activity; valine-tRNA ligase activity; ATP binding
Source: RefSeq, a predicted model, not a curated record